Molecule: messenger RNA, 3854 nt
Organism: Elgaria multicarinata webbii
Lineage: Eukaryota; Metazoa; Chordata; Lepidosauria; Squamata; Anguidae
Gene: ZNF804A
Product: zinc finger protein 804A
Exons: 4
Coding region: 1-3675 (1224 amino acids)
Cellular component (GO): nucleus
Source: RefSeq, a predicted model, not a curated record
AUGGAGUGUUAUUACAUUGUCAUCAGCUCGGCGCACCUCAGCAAUGGGCACUUUCGCAACAUCAAGGGAGUUUUCCGAGGUCCUCUCAGCAAAAACGGCAACAAAACUCUGGAUUAUGCUGAAAAGGAGAAUACGAUAGCCAAGGCUCUGGAAGACCUUAAAGCAAACUUCUACUGUGAACUUUGUGACAAACAAUAUUACAAGCAUCAAGAGUUUGACAAUCACAUCAACUCCUACGACCACGCACAUAAACAGAGACUCAAGGAGCUAAAACAGAGGGAGUUUGCACGAAACGUUGCCUCCAAAUCAAGAAAAGAUGAAAGGAAACAAGAAAAAGCCCUUCAACGCUUGCACAAGUUAGCUGAACUCAGAAAAGAAGCUGCAUGUGCUCCCGGGAGUGGUCCUAUGUUCAGAUCCACGACAGUUACAGUCCGAGAUAACUUGAACGGCAUCCCUCAACGUGCUCUCAUUGACUCUGCUAAAAAGGAACAAGAAUUCAACUUUGCGUUGCUGCACAGCUCGAAGACUGCUGGCAAUCUUACAUCUGUUGCUUCUUUGUCUCCUGAAUCUGCAAGUAACUGUACGCCGGACAUUAAAAAGCAUGGGGUUCAAAUACAGGGCCUACAUGGACAUAAAGUGGGGUUCUCUUUUGCAUUUCCUAAGAAAGCGGCAGUCAAACUAGAAUCAUCAGCUGCUGCUUUCUAUGAAUAUAAUGAUGAAACAUCAGCAGAACAUGGACUUAGCCGAAGGAGUCGGUUUGUUCCAGGGCCUUGCAACCUUCAGGUUUCAUCCACUGAAGAAAUAGUCCUGUGUUCUGAGGAGAAACCAGGCUCCAUUGCUCCAUUCAUAGAAAAACAUGCCAACAAUACAGAAUCUACCCCACUACAGGACACAAAUGAACCAUCCGGUGAGGAGAACAUAAUACAGGAGGUCACAGAAUUAACAUCCCCUCUUUCUCAUUCAAAAGGGACUGGGCUUGGUGAUUUGGACAGCGUUUGCGUUAAUGUAGAUUCAGCGGUGUGGAUUGAUGAAACACCAUCCAGCAUUGCCCUUGGGAAUCAAACCCUCCCUGGCGAAAGCCAUAGUGACGAGCACUUGGGAAACGAAUGUACAGGUCCCCCUGUGAAUGAAGACUGUUUAUCACAGCCCAAUAUCUGGGAAGAAAAUGAUCAGAACAUUAGCAGCGAUUCAGCCAGCACUCAAGCUGAGAUUAAAAAAUACUCAUCUGAUGGACUGAUUCCAGCAAAUUCUGAAGGGGAAACGAUAGCUUUGCCUUGGAAACAAAAUUCACAAAAAAGACCAUGUGAGCCAUUUGUUCCUGUUCUCAACAAACAUGGAUCAACCAUUCUCCAGUGGCCAUCUGAAAUGUUAAUUUACACCAAUACGGAACCAUCUGUUUCAUAUAGCUGUAAUCCUUUAUGUUUUGACUUCAGGUCAUCAAGGCUGAAUGAAUGCCUGGAGAAAAAUAAACCACAGUCAAAUAUGCCCAAUUCUUCCCAAAAGGCUGGAUCUAGCCAGGGCUUGGUUUUAGGUCACAUAGAUGAAUCUCUUUCAGUGAAUGCUGAUUGUACAACUGACAUCAGUAGACAACCAUGCAGCGAUACAACGCCAGUGACGAUGGAUGUGUCCUUAGCAAGGAGUUGUACUCCUGUAAAAAACCAAGAUGAACUAGGUUUGGGUGCUUUGUGGAUGACUGAAAGUCAAGAAAAGUGCCAUAAUCCCCCAAAAUGCAUACAAGGUUGCUCAUCUGCUAAUGAACAACAAAACAAAGUCUGGAUCAAACGAACACAUGAAAAGUGGUUUCAUAAAACCAGGAAGAGGAAAAGGAGGAGAAAGCUAUGCCAUCACCAUUAUGAGGAAAUGAUUGAGGCAGAUGCUGACAUUUCUCCAGAAGCUGAACAGCAAAGUAGUUGUGGUGGUGUUGCUAAACAUCAUAAGCUUCCUAGUACUGCGGAAAAAGGUGCAGAUGAGAAUGGACUUGGACACUCAGUUGUGGAACGAUUACAGCAGACAUCUGAAACUCUUGGGGUUGAGAACAGUGUAACCAUAUCUACAUCCACACAGGUCCACGGCAAUGAAAGUCCACACCCAGUUUGGAACACGAAAGAUGAUAAGGACUGUUGCAUGAACUCUAACGAUCCGUGGAGAAGGAACAAGGCAAUUUCUCCCAGACAAUCAAAUAAACCAGGAUUGAAUUCCGGAAGAUGCACCUCAGUUUACUCAAGGGCAUUUUGUAGCUGGAAUAUCCGAAGAUCUAGCAGUAGUCCAGACCAUAAACAUUUUGGCUCUUAUUCUGAUGAAAAAUGCACAAAUCAAUCACAGCCUGUAAAGAGAGCGUAUAAUUCUCUCUCCGAUGAGUCGGAGAGAUCCCAUAGAAAACGAAGACAUCAUAUGCACUCCUGUUCAUCAGAUGAAAGUUCAAAUGCACAAUCCUGUUUCUCAGAAGAGAAUUUGAGGCAAUCACAUAGCUUAGCAAUACCAUGUAAAGCUAAACGGAAACGAAGGAGAAAGCGAAGCAGACUGCAUCGUAUGUAUAUGGAGAGGGCACCAAGGAGGAAUGUAAGUGUCAGCUCUCCGAAAGAGGUCUCUACGUUCAACCAUUCUCCUAAACAAUCUACUGAAGAAAAUGCAGAGCCAACAAAAAACCCUUCAGUCACAGAAUAUGCAAAUAAUAUGGAACAAACAAUGCAGACAGUAGAAAGCCAAACAGCCUCACAACCUGAACUUUUACUGUCAGUAGAAACUAUCCAAGAAUCAAACUGUUCCAUUACAGAGAAGACCCCCUAUUUGGAAGAAUUCACAUUUUCUGCUUCUCCUGUUAGCGAACAUAGCGUUCUGUCAACAAUGAAACCCAGGAACAUACUGGAAGAGGCAGAAAAACAUGAAAAUGUGAGUGUUCCUGAAAUCCAAGCUCCUAAUAAAGGGCCCAGUCUGGAAAGAAACCUGGACCCACCUCCCCCUAAAGCAUAUCUGUGCCAUUAUGAAGUGGCUGAGAAUAUACCACAAGAGAAGUUACACCCAUCGCCCAAUGAGUGGCUGCGGUAUAACCCCGGUAUAUUUAGCGCCCCACCGCCUUUGCCCUUUAAAGAAGCACAUAUAAACGGCCAUGCUUUCAUCACCACAGAACAAAUACUUGCCCCGUUCACCUUGCCUGAACACACACUACUCUUGCCCGCAGAAAACUACGACAAAUUCAAAGAGCUACAAUGCGAGGCCUACCACCAGAUCAUCCAGCAAAACAUGUUGGCUAGCAAAAUGAAGCUGGCCUUUCCCCCGGCUGCAGUCCAACCCUCCAGUGCCCCUCUGCAACCCAUGCCUUUGCAGCCGCCGCUGUGUUCUACCUCUGUCACCACCAUCCACCACACUCUUCUGCAACAGCAUGCGGCAGCGGCGGCAGCAGCGGCCGCUGCCACUACAUUUAAGGUCCUUCAGCCUCACCAACAGUUCCUUUCCCAAGUCCCCACUCUUUCGCGGACACCUUUACCUCAUGUGUCAGUUGGGCCAAGACUUUGUCCUGCGGGCCACGCAGCUAUUGUCGGCCCGCCCCAGUUACCGCUCCUUCCAGGUUCUGUUCUCCACCCCAGCCAUUUGGGGUUCCCCCCUUUGCCGCACACGCUGUUCCCCUCCCUCCUAUCACCGCACCCUGCAGUCAUUCCUUUGCAGCCACUCUUCUAGGCCUCACGUGGGACAGGGAAAAUGGACAGGUGAGUCUUCAGUUGAAGAUCCACCAACGUAGCUCAUCAGAGAUGAGGACAAAUCACUCUACCAAUAGACUAUAAUAAAGAGGUUCCGGAAGCCUCCUGAUCUUGGAGCUAUUUGCUAUUGGCCUAACAAUGCAAAGAUUUAUGUGUAAA